AAUCAAUCGUAAUUCAAAAGUCCAAUAGAAUAUUCUAUAGAGAUAAUAUCAACUACAUUCAUUAAAUAUGAUAUCCUAUGUUAAACUAUAAUUAUCACUCAUAAAUCAACAUCGAUCAAUGAUUCUUUGACCAAGAAAAAGUUAUUGUAAUUAGAAGAAAUGGUGAGAAUCAAGAAUGUUUCAGAAGAAAGCAACAAGGCGAGGAGAGAAGCAGAAAGUUUUGAGAGAGUAAUACAGAUGAAGACAGAGAAGAAGGAGGAAGAGUAUACGGUGAAGCUUUCGCUGUUGUAUUUGCAAGAAACAGAAGAGCGACGAAGGAAGAAAAUUGAGGAGCUUAAGGGACUUGAGAACUCACAUUGUGAUUAUAAGAACAUGAAGGUGAGAAUGGAAGCUGAGAUUGCUGGAUUGUUGAAGAGAAUGGAAGUUACAAGACAAUAAUAUGUCUGAAGAAAUAUGCAAAAACAAAAACAUGUUUGUUUAAUGGUUACAAGUCUUUGUUACGUUUGUUGUUAAGUGUUGGAGAAACUGAUAGAUGAUAGAUGAAUAUUGUGUAAUUUACUAUUAUUUCCAUGGUAUAUCUUUACUAAUAAGUUAUAUUUAAUUUG
Messenger RNA from Arabidopsis arenosa, 605 nucleotides. The record is from the annotation of a GenBank genome assembly. NCBI's taxonomy places the organism in Eukaryota, Viridiplantae, Streptophyta, Magnoliopsida, Brassicales, Brassicaceae.